This is a messenger RNA of Torulaspora globosa, 300 nucleotides long. RefSeq names its product mitochondrial 54S ribosomal protein mL54 (gene MRPL37). Gene Ontology annotation, cellular component: mitochondrial large ribosomal subunit. The record is from RefSeq and is a predicted model, not a curated record. Gene Ontology annotation, molecular function: structural constituent of ribosome. Lineage: Eukaryota; Fungi; Ascomycota; Saccharomycetes; Saccharomycetales; Saccharomycetaceae. The coding region runs from base 1 to 300 and encodes 99 amino acids. The transcript has a single exon.
AUGUUUCGUUUCAUUCCAAGACGCUUUUUUAAUGCUGGGCUCCGUCUGCAAGAAGAAUCUUCAAGAGUGAUCAAAUCCUCCUGUCCGGCUGGGACCGUGCUAAACCUAAAUGUUAAGAAGUCUGGCAAGGAUCCAAUCGCAUUAGAAGAUCAUGAAUACCCAGCAUGGCUUUGGGAAGUGCUGGAUAAAGAAGCUCAGGCCAGAAAACUGGCAGAAGAUCCGCUGAAAUUAAGGAAAAAGCAGAUUCGAAAGGCCAAUCGAGCACGGAUCAAGCAAAAUAACUUCCUGCAGCAACUGUGA